GCUGCCUACGGAUGCAAAGAAAUCGUGAAACCAGCUAAGGCUAGCAACGGGGAGACUCCUCUCUCAGGCAUCCCCAUACCAGAUGUCGCCUCUAACCGCAUUAUCUCUGAAUCUUUUCCCUGCCUCGGUGCAUCAUAGGCCCUUCGGCCCCACACGCACUGGACAAGAUUGUUUUACAGUGCCUUGGGCCCUCCUCCCGAGAGCUGCCCUCCGGCCAAUCUAAGACCUUAAUAAUGGGCCCCGAUUCAGCCUAGCUGGCCAGACCUCCAGAAAAAUCCCUCUGUGGGCAGAACAGCACCCCCAUAGCUGACCUGCUCGAGUCCCAGCCCGACUCCUCCUUACCCGGGCACAAAGAAUGGAGCCCGUUGUGCCCCCACGUGGGUAACUGGCGUAGUCACGUGAUCCUAGGUCCGCGGCGGGCGGCCGAGGAACGGCAGUGAUUGGUCUGUCUGUCACCACGUGACGAAGCCCGGCCUUCCCUCUCGGCUCCGUUUCUCCCGGGGACUGAAGGCCCCAACCCACCAUCCUGGGGCUGUUUAUCUUUGUGCCAGAUGCAUAACUCAUCCUGCGACCCUGACAGAAGAUCCCGACGCUGUGCAAGAGGGAAAAACAUCGGGGGAGAAGCUGAACUGCACCACGGGGAAAAUACGGGGAGCGGAUAGGAAUGUAAGGGGCAGAUGCCAGCUCGGAUUCUGCGGCUGAGCCCGGACUGGUGAGGCGCUCCACAGGUCACCAGGAGCCCUGCCGGCGUUUUCUUUCAGGCUCGACCAUGCCGGCGGUGCUGGGUUUCGAAGGCAGCGCCAACAAGAUUGGCGUGGGAAUAGUGCGGGAUGGCACGGUGUUGGCGAACCCGCGGCGGACUUACGUCACUCCGCCGGGCACAGGAUUCCUCCCAGGUGACACUGCCCGGCACCACCGAGCCGUUAUCCUGGAUCUCCUGGAGGAGGCACUAACAGAGGCUGGAUUGACCUCCCAGGAUAUUGAUUGUGUUGCCUACACCAAAGGCCCUGGCAUGGGUGCCCCACUGGCGUCUGUGGCUGUUGUUGCCCGUACUGUGGCCCAGCUGUGGAAUAAGCCGUUGCUGGGUGUGAACCACUGUAUUGGCCACAUUGAGAUGGGCCGCCUCAUCACUGGAGCCACCAACCCAACUGUGCUGUAUGUCAGUGGAGGAAAUACUCAGGUGAUUGCGUACUCAGAACAUCGUUACCGCAUCUUUGGGGAAACCAUUGAUAUUGCAGUGGGUAAUUGUCUGGAUCGCUUUGCCCGAGUGCUGAAGAUUUCCAAUGAUCCAAGUCCAGGCUACAACAUUGAACAGAUGGCAAAGCGAGGCAAGAAGCUAGUUGAGCUGCCAUACACUGUAAAGGGGAUGGAUGUCUCAUUCUCAGGGAUCCUGUCUUUCAUUGAGGAUGCAGCACAACGAAUGCUGGCCACAGGCGAGUGUACCCCUGAGGAUCUAUGUUUCUCCUUGCAGGAAACUGUGUUUGCAAUGCUGGUAGAGAUAACAGAGCGAGCCAUGGCACACUGCGGCUCAGAGGAGGCCCUCAUCGUGGGAGGUGUAGGAUGUAAUAUGAGGCUACAGGAGAUGAUGGAAACAAUGUGUCAGGAACGUGGAGCCCGGCUUUUUGCCACAGAUGAGAGGUUCUGUAUUGAUAAUGGAGCCAUGAUAGCCCAGGCUGGCUGGGAGAUGUUCCAGGCUGGACACAGGACCCACCUCAGUGAUUCUGGAGUCACACAAAGGUAUCGGACAGAUGAAGUUGAAGUGACCUGGAGGGACUAACAAGAUUGACAGAAUCAGGGUAGAUAGUGCCCUAAGUGGAGCUCAAGGGCCUUAAUCUUUAUUCUGAUGUGGGGAUCCUAGGAAGGCUCUGGACUCCUCUCUCCCUUCAUGCAAACUCCAAGAUGACUCAGCAAUAAAGUAUUUUUGGUUUUGUAUGUUGGUAAUUGGCUUGGGUUGUUCAGGACCAAUACAGAGUUGGCACUGUGUAAAUUCUUGUUGACGGGGUGAAUGAGUAAGAAGGCAGGGGUCAGACAGAGUACAGCCCUGGUGGACUGCAGGUAGCCUUGGAGGCUGCUGCUCAAAAGACACGAUUGAAGAGAAAUUGUAGGUGAUAUUCUAACAAUCCCUUAAUAAUAGUAUUGUCAUAACAUUGUUAGUAUCAGGGCUUGUGCUAAGUGCUUUACAUUCAUUGUGUCGUUUAAAUUUUUUGUGAAGUAGAUACUCAGGAGUUCCCUCAAAAUAGCCUGAAGCCAGGUCUCAUUUAUCGCUGAGGAGUAAAAGGGCCUGUCUUCUCCACUA
Loxodonta africana (African savanna elephant) is the source of this 2296-nucleotide messenger RNA. It is a transcript of the gene OSGEP, whose product is annotated as O-sialoglycoprotein endopeptidase. The record is from RefSeq and is a predicted model, not a curated record. Bases 770 to 1777 code for a protein of 335 amino acids. The transcript has 12 exons. Lineage: Eukaryota; Metazoa; Chordata; Mammalia; Proboscidea; Elephantidae. Gene Ontology annotation, biological process: tRNA threonylcarbamoyladenosine modification. Gene Ontology annotation, cellular component: EKC/KEOPS complex; cytoplasm.